AUGCACACACAUUCAGUAAAACUCCUUCAUUCAGUAAAACAGCCUUUCCACUCUGUCCACCACAGAGCUCAGUUGGUAAAGACAGGAGCGCACGGCUUGUUUUGAGGUUGUUGCAGAGACGCUUAGCUCUCUAUGCAUACACACUGCACAAACUGCAUUUUACCUGACUGGUAGCAUGAGCUGUCAUUCAUCCGAAUUCCAGAGUCACUGAGAGUUUAAUACUGUGCACGAGUAACCGAGGGUUUAAUACACUGGAGGAGCUUCACAGGAAAACCUGCUUUAAAAGCAAGAUCAGCUGAGCAAAAAGCCCGAUACGAUGCCGUAUGUUUGCCCCUCUCUCUGUCCGAAGCAAGCUGUACGUUACAAAACAUCCCAGUAACAUGUCGCUGUUGUCAUGUCUCGGACAGGAAUCGUGCGCGAGACGCUCCCUUCCUACUCCCGCUUUUGCUUAGUUCCUGUUAUUUCCUGUUACUUGACCGUGAAGUGACUAUUGCUGAAGAAAUGGCGCUGAUCUGCCACGGAUGAAGCAUUGAGGCACUGCUGCGGACGGAUUCACCGCGGACCGGAGUGCACGCUCUCGGCCCUGGUGCCACCGUGUGUGUAAUCGAAAUUGACAACAGGCGAACGGCAAGCCUGCAGGAAGUUUACGUAACCCCCCCGCUUCCCCCCCCCCCGGCAAACUCGGAGGACCUCGUUCUUUCGCCACCGGCGGAAUUGACACGUUUCCCCGGGCCCAACGAACCCAGAUGCUGGGGUAGAGAGCGCGAAGACACGUUCCCUUCCAGGAAGCUGAAACGCACAAGCCCCCCCGCCCCUCACGGUCGUGGGACGGUCGGCUGGCAUCCCAGGUCAGCUGAGGCGAGGAUGUGAAGGACCAAUAAGGGAGGUCUGUGUUCCCCAGUCCUGGCAGGAGCACACCCGGGUCCAUCUCUUAAUUUGUACACACUUCCUUGCCCCUCCUCCCCCCCCCCCCCCCUUACUUCCUGCUCACUGUGAGCCGUCCAUUCAGCUCAAGAGAACAGCCAAACGCUCUCCAUGCUGAACGUGAUCAAAUGGCCCAGUUCAGAGAUGCCGUGGCAACCGGGUCAAAACCAGAAAGUCGUCCUCCCCGUUAGGAUGUCGCACUUGGCACUGUGUGUUCAGCAAGCCUCUGGGAACUGGCUCUCUCAGACACACACCGGCCCAACGGCGAACCCUUCCCUAGCUCUGAGCGGGCCAAGUGUGACACGGCCAGCCUGCUAAACGCUGCGUGGAAGGACGGGCGGUGGGAGAAGAGGACGAUUGAUGACAAGAAGUGGGAAAGACGGUUUCGGAGGCUGUGGCCCUCACCUGCAGCGUUGGCGGGGGAACUGAAAGCUGAACCUGUCUAUUUAUAUUGAAAAAAAUUUAUUUUCUUUUUAUGGAAUCUAAGCGUGGUUGGCUGCUGUGAGCCUGAAAAUCCCCUGAAUUAUAAUUGUUACUGGAAUGUGCCAAGCUUCUUUUGGGGGGUGUUAUUAGGCAAUUUUGGAUAUUUUCAUACAGAUUAUUACAGAUUACUUGUUGGAAAGUACCGCGGAAGGAACUUGAGAGACCCAACUGCUGCCAAACUCGGGAAAGUUUUGAUACAGGAAGACUGUUGCAAGAGGACCUUCCGAUCCCAGCUCUCCUGCCUUUGACUGAGGGACGAGCGAUUGCCCCAUCGUCUGUCGAAACGCGUCCCGGCUCUGUGAGGCCGGCCCCGGCCUGGUCUUCACACUUACACCGCUGGUGCGGGGCAUGACGGGACCGCCGCUCUGAGAAGAUGAGGACGAUAUCCCCGAAUCGGACCCCAGACGCGCCCGCGGGCGUCCAGGCCGUCCAGGACGUCCCCAUCCCGACCCUGACCGUCCUCCCGCCGUCCUCCGACACGGAGUCCUGCUCCCGCUCCCGCGACCCCAGCCCGCGGCGCCCCCGCGCCCGCAAGGAGAGGGGGAAGGACCGGAAGGAGAGGAAGGGGCGGGGCGGGGACUCUGAGGAACGAGGGAGGAGGCGGGAGAGGGAAGAGAGCCGCAGCGGGGGGCGCUCCCCUUCUCCUCUCCUCCUCCUGCGCCCUCCCAGCUCCUGGUCCCGGAGCCCCUCCCCUACCCGCCGCUCCCGCUGGUCCCUCAGGAGCCUGCUCAGCAGGGAGUCCACAGACUGUGACAGCUGCAGUACCGCCAGUAACUCUCCGCGCAGUACGCCUGGCAGCUCCCCCUCCGUACGCCGGCGGGUCCUGGGGGGGCGGGCCAGCGAGGGGGAGGGGGGCGGGUCCGACAGCCCCCUCCCGCCCACCCCGUCCUCGUCAUCGUCCUCCUACCCCCUCGGCCCGAGACACUUCGCCCGAAACGCCAAGAAGAUGCAGAGCUGGUACAACGUACUCAGUCCUACGUACAAGCAGCGGAACGAGGACUUCCGUAAGCUCUUUAAGAAGCUCCCGGACAGUGAGAGGCUCAUUGUGGACUACUCCUGUGCACUUCAGAAGGACAUCUUGCUGCAGGGCCGCCUCUACCUGUCCGAAAACUGGCUCUGUUUCUAUAGCAACAUCUUCCGCUGGGAGACCACUAUCACCAUCUUGCUGAAGGACGUGACCACCCUCACCAAGGAGAAGACGGCCAAACUGAUCCCCAACGCCAUUCAGAUCAGCACCGACCACGACAAGCACUUCUUCACGUCGUUCGGAGCGAGGGACCGCAGCUACAUGCUGAUUUUCCGGCUGUGGCAGAACGCACUGAUGGACAAGCCCCUCUCUCCUAAGGAGCUGUGGCACAUUGUGCACCAGUGCUAUGGCACAGAGCUGGGCCUCACCAGCGAGGACGACGACUACGUUUCCCCCACCGCUCAGCAUAUCAACGGUCUGCUGCCGGGGGAGGAGUCCGUGUCGAUGUCGGAGCUGUUGGAGCUGAGCUCGGUGGGCGUGUCCUGCUCGCCGCCCUCCUCCUCCUCCUCGUCCGCCCCGUGCGGGGGCUCCUCUCCCCCCUCCAGCGCGUCGGUGGACGUGCCGUCCCCCAGGGUGGGGUUCGAGCCGGACCCCAGCCCUCCCAGCCCCCCCAGCCCGCCCAGCUCCCAGGGGUCCCUCCCGUCCGCCGCCCUCUCCACCCAGACCGGGGGCGCCUCCGCCAACCUGGAGGAGGGCGGGGAGAGCCUGUCGGAGUCAGCCAAUCACGCGCCUCCUCCACUGCCCCACAGCCUGGGAAAUCUCUCCUCACUGGACGUCACUAACGACGAGGAGCUGCCCACCGACCCCAGCAACUCCUCGGACACACAGGAAGAGAGUGAGGUGGACUCGUUCUGCGGGGACCUGAGUGGGCGGCUACACAUUAACACGGUGGUGCGGAUGGGCGUGGACAAGCUGCACGACCUGCUCUUCUCAGCCGACACACACUUCAUACAGCACCUGUUCUCCCAGAGGCACUUCACUGAUCUGAAUGUGCGUGGUUGGCAGCUGGACGGCAGUAGUGGGAACACCAGCAGAAUUCUGAGCUACACCAUCGCCAUCAACAACCCCCUGGGCCCCAAAACCGCACCCGUGGUGGAGACCCAGACCCUACACAGGAGCAGUGCCCGGGGCGAGUGCUAUGUGGUGGACUCUGAGGUCAUCACUUCGGGCAUCCCGUACCAGGACUACUUCUACACCGUUCACCGAUACUGCCUCACCUCCGUCAACCGCCACAAGAGCCGUCUCAGAGUGUCCUCUGAUAUCUGCUACAGGAAGCAGCCGUGGAGCCUGGUGAAGGCUCUGAUAGAGAAGAACACGUGGAGCGGCAUCGAGGAGUACUACAGGCACAUGGAGAUGGAGGUGUGUAAGCUGGAGACUCUGCUCCAGUCGGAGGUGUCGGUGGUGGGGGCGGGCGAGACCAUCGCGGCCGACGCAGCCAAGACCCCGCCCGGCCUGCGCAGACGCAAGCGCAACUGCUCCCGGAGAGCAGGAGAGAGGGAGAGGGACGGAGGGGCCGGCGGAGGGGAGCGCGGCGGAGGAGGCCCCGGGGAGGAGAGGGACCGGAGGGAGGCCGGUGGUCAGUACCUGAAGCUGGGAGAUCGAGCCCGCGGAGGCGGGAGCAUCUCCACCAUCCUGCUCAUCGUCAGCUUCAUCCUGGUGGUGCUGGUGGCGUUGAACAUGCUGCUCUUCUACAAGCUGUGGGCUCUGGAGCGAGCGGCGCACACACUGGAGACCUGGCACUCAUACUCCCUCACAGACAGCCCACUGCCCCAGACAGCCGGAGAGUGGGCCCAGGUCCUGCAGUUGCAGAGGCAGUUCCACCAGGCCCAGCUCAACAAGUGGCAGCAGAUACUGCAGUCCUCUGUGGCCCUGCUGGACCAGAUGAAGCAGUCUCUAGAGAAGCUCCACAGAGGGAUUAUCACUCCGGAGGUGCAGCGGGAGCCCCCCUCGGAGACCCCCGCAGAGACCCCCACUCAGCACUGACCCCCCUCUUUGUCCCUCAGCAACCCCCCUCCAGGACCCCCAUGUAGUGGGCAUGUAGAGCACAGAGAGCCACUCGCAGGACUGCUGGGACAGUGCGUGUGACCUGCAGGGCUCCAGCUCAACCAGCAAACUCAACCAGACGGCACCCUGUAUGACUUGAUUAAAAUAACUUGAACCCUAGAUACCCCAGGUGCCAUCACGAACCCCCACCCCCUUGUGUCAGAAGCACUUCUGGGCCGGAAUGGCCGCCCUAGAGUGUGUGGGAAUUGGGCGGAUGCACAGAGAGACCCCGCCUCCAGACGCUGCUCUGUGAGUAUUUCAGGAAGGACAGCCGCUGCUCCCGUCCCAACACAUUUCAGAACCGCCCCCCAGAACCGCUGUGGCCCCCACCUCGUCAGGUCCAAACUGCCAGCGCCCGUCCCGGGCCGAGAACGCACUCCGCUGGAGUUCCGCAGUGCCGCCAGUCAGCCGAAGAGGAGGGGAGGAUGCUGGGAGAUUGGGCUUGGACCUGCCCACUUUGCCCGCACCUCCUUCAGGCUCCGCCCCUGUGACUGCGAAGGACCGCAGUCCCCCCCCCCCCCCGGGAAAAAAGAAUCAUUACUCAAGGCAUUUCCAGAACAACCCAACACACUCCUCCUGUUUUUCAGUUUUUCCUUCUGUGUUUUUUGUUGUUGUCGAUUAUUUAAGGCUCCAGUGCGAGUGGUGGGGUUGAGCUUGAGGGUGAAUGUGUGUGCGCUCAGCCAUAACAGUAUUUAUUGUCAAGACUCUCCUGGGUUCUCCUGGGUUUUUGCUCUUAGUCCGGAGUCCUGUCUUAUGUUCACUGUUCUUCCCCCUCAUGGACCAAGGGUGGGGCGAAAAGGUCAAGAUGUUACAGAUUCUAGCAAUAAUGAUACUAGCAUUUUUGUGUAAUUAAGAAAAACAAUUGUGUGUUGAAAAGUGAAAAGGUACCGAGUGUACCUGCCGUGGACAGAGGCAUGUGCUGGAAUAUCCCCUCCCUCCAUUUUGUUAUUUUGGUUUUCAUUUGUAUCGUGAGUUUGUCUGUCUGAGCCCUUGGUCCACACCGGUCCAAAUGCUCCUCGUGUCUUUGGUUCCGAGUAGUGCAAGACCUUGGUUUCGGACACAUUCUGUGCCAGACUGAACCGGUGCAAUCCAGACUGAACCGGUGUGGUCGUUAGCGAUUGUAUUAAUGGACUCAACUUGAACAUGAUCCGGGUUCCUGUGGACUCCACCAGACCAGACACAGUUCAUUUCAGAGUCCACUGGGCUGGACUUUAAGGACCAAGCAGAACUCUUUUAGGUCCGGAUGAAGAAAAGGGAAAUUGGCAGUAUUGUGUUCCAUUUUUGUGAUCUAUAUUUGCGUCUUCAGACAUUUAUUUUAUUUUAUUUUUAGCCUCAUAACUGUUCUCCGGUUACGGUUUUGUUUGUCUUUUACCUUCUGUCUUUAAUAUGAAUUAUCUCUCUCACACACACGCACACACACACACACACAAGCAUACACACACACACACACACACAUGCACACAGCACGCACACACGCACAUGCCCACGCGCAGCCACCCACCAAUGCAGGAACACACACACACACACGCACACUCACUCUCACACAGACUCCUCUUUUUUCCAACUGCUCUCUCCCCCUGGUCACUCCUCCGUGGGUCCCCCCCUCCUGUGCCGAGGAUCAUCUGUGUCAGCGUGUGGGGCCUUGCUGGGCGUGGCCUGUCCGCCACUGAUCAAAGCCAUAUUUAUUUGGGGGCGGGAUGGAGGGGCGGGACGAAUGUACUGUACUGUACCAUAAAGGUUUGAUUGUUCCAGAUGCUGUGCUACGAAGUAAGUCUAAAAUAUGCAACAGAA
Conger conger (European conger) is the source of this 6268-nucleotide messenger RNA. RefSeq names its product GRAM domain containing 1A (gene gramd1a). Gene Ontology annotation, biological process: intracellular sterol transport. Gene Ontology annotation, cellular component: plasma membrane; endoplasmic reticulum-plasma membrane contact site; endoplasmic reticulum membrane. The transcript is spliced from 20 exons. Lineage: Eukaryota; Metazoa; Chordata; Actinopteri; Anguilliformes; Congridae. The record is from RefSeq and is a predicted model, not a curated record. Bases 1781 to 4417 code for a protein of 878 amino acids. Gene Ontology annotation, molecular function: sterol transfer activity; sterol binding.